Molecule: messenger RNA, 3308 nt
Organism: Epinephelus lanceolatus (giant grouper)
Lineage: Eukaryota; Metazoa; Chordata; Actinopteri; Perciformes; Serranidae
Gene: fbxw7
Product: F-box and WD repeat domain containing 7
Biological process (GO): ubiquitin recycling; proteasome-mediated ubiquitin-dependent protein catabolic process
Cellular component (GO): nucleus; cytoplasm
Molecular function (GO): ubiquitin binding
Source: RefSeq, a predicted model, not a curated record
UCGGUGGAGAGUCAGGAGACGAACAAACCUGGCGGCUGUUGAGGAGCCUGUGAACGGCAAAUCACUCACAACUGACACGCUGUUUGGUCUCACUGGAUGUGUUUUCCCUCCUGUGAUGGUCGGACGCCAUCGCAUGUCGCCCAGUCAAACAACAGAGCCAAAGGGGCGACCAAAAAACACUCCAUUUGUCAAUUUGACAGAGCAGCUAACGUUAGCGGUGUUUUACUAGCCAGCUAACAUUACACGAACACGGCUUGUAGAGGCUAGUUAGCUCCCCCAGCUAACGUGCUAGCCUCUGUUAGUUACAAACACUUGACUUGCUGCUGGUGGAGGAGCCGAGGAGCGAAGAAGGAGCGUUUUAACCUCACUGGAGCCUGUGCCGUUAGCUUCACCAAGCUUCAAAGGAUAUAUCUCGGUUUGGAUACACGACCAAGAGGAAUCACUGGAGAGGCCUGCUGUCUUUGUUCACCUCCACAUUUCUGAGCCUCCCACCUUCCACCCUCGGUGCCCCUGGCUCGGUCGGUGGCUCAGCAUCACUUCAAAGGGGAAGGUCUGUGGUGCUGCAGAUAACAACGCUGUACCCCCAAGCACAGGCAAGCUUUUCCAGAGCCCCUACACAGUCCCUCGACUGACAAGAAAGAAUCAACCCUUGGAGUCGGACCUGGAGUGGAGAAGACCAAUUGUGGCCUGAACAAAGACAGACAGAGAGAACUAAUGCCAAGCCCUUCUCCUCCUCAGACAGCCUAGCGAAGGUCCAGGAGGUAGCAAGCUGGCUUUUGGAAAUGAACCAGGAUCUGCUGUCGGGGGGCAGCAGCAGCAGGCGGACUCGGGGGCCGGGGGGUCCGGCAGUGCGAGGUAACGCCUCCUCCACGGCCCGGGCACCCCAGCAGGCAGCAGAGGAGGGUGAUGAGGAUGAGCACAUGAACCGGGUAGUAGAGGAGGAAGAGCAGCUGCAGCAGAGGCCUGAGGCGUCGCAGGUUGAUGGCGAGAGAGAACAAGCAUGGGCGCCAAGUGAAUCGGGAGCCAGCAAUGGCCCUCGGGGAGAGGAGGAAGGGGAAGAAGACGAGGAGGGCCCUCCAAACGAAGUGAACGGAGGAGAGAAGGGAGCCCGAUGGAUGUGGGGGGCAGAGCAGAGGCGACUGCGAGGCCAGCCGCUGGGCGAGGAGGACGAGGAGGAGGAGGAAGAGGAAGAGAACAACAACAGCAGCAGUCACCAAGAGGAGGAGGAGGCGGAGGAGAGGACAGAGGGAGGGGAGGAGCAGGGGAGGGAGGAAGAGGAGAGGGAAGAGGGCGAGGAGGAAGAGGAGGAGGAUGAGGAUGAGGAGGAGAUGGACCAAGACAGUGAUGACUUUGAACAUUCUGUGGAGAGUGGGAGGGAGGAAGAAGAGGAGGAGGAAGGAGAAGGGGAGGAAGGGCUGCGGUCUCCCUCUCUCAGGAACAAUGUGUCUGCCCCCAAUAACAACCUGGACUCGGGUUGUACACACCAAAGCUCUUCCAACAAGAAGAUGAAGAGGAAGUUGGACCAUGGCCCCGAGGUCCGAUCUUUCCCUUCAGGAAAAAAGCCCUGCAAAGGCCCGGAGUAUCCAAGCCCGACAGGCAUUGUCCCAUGUCCAGCCACACCCACCACAUUUGGCCACAUCAGAACAGCCAAUGGUCAGGGGCAGCAGAGACGGCGCAUCACCUCAAUCCAGCCACCCACGGGUCUUCAAGAAUGGCUCCGAACAUUUCAGAGCUGGACUGGCCCCGAGAAGCUGCUGGCGCUGGAUGAGUUGAUUGACAGCUGUGAGCCAACACAAGUCAAGCAUAUGAUGCAGGUGAUCGAGCCGCAGUUUCAGCGAGACUUCAUCUCCCUGCUGCCCAAAGAGCUGGCUUUGUAUGUGCUGUCAUUCCUGGAACCGAAGGACCUCCUCCAAGCAGCCCAGACGUGUCGCUACUGGCGCAUCCUGGCAGAGGACAACCUGCUGUGGAGGGAGAAAUGCAGGGAAGAAGGCAUCGAUGAGCCUCUGCUCCUCAAGAAGAGGAAAAUCGUCAAGCCUGGCUUCACUCACAGCCCCUGGAAGAGUGCCUACAUCAGGCAGCACAGAAUAGACACCAACUGGAGGAGAGGGGACCUCAAAUCACCCAAGGUGCUGAAAGGUCACGACGACCAUGUGAUCACCUGCCUCCAGUUCUGUGGCAACCGCAUCGUCAGCGGCUCUGACGACAACACGCUCAAAGUCUGGUCGGCCAUCACAGGAAAGUGUCUGCGUACGUUGGUGGGCCACACAGGGGGCGUGUGGUCAUCCCAGAUGAGAGACAACAUUAUUAUCAGCGGCUCCACUGAUCGCACACUCAAGGUCUGGAACGCAGAGACAGGAGAAUGUAUCCACACCCUCUAUGGGCAUACCUCAACAGUGCGCUGCAUGCACCUACAUGAGAAAAGGGUGGUCAGUGGCUCUCGUGACGCCACGCUGCGCGUCUGGGACAUUGAGACAGGUCAGUGUUUACACGUCCUCAUGGGCCACGUGGCAGCGGUGCGCUGUGUCCAGUAUGAUGGGCGGCGGGUGGUCAGCGGUGCCUAUGACUUCAUGGUCAAAGUGUGGGACCCCGAGACGGAGACCUGCCUCCACACGCUGCAGGGCCACACCAACAGAGUGUAUUCAUUACAGUUUGAUGGGAUCCACGUGGUGAGCGGCUCAUUGGACACGUCUAUAAGGGUUUGGGACGUGGAGACGGGCAACUGCAUCCACACGCUAACGGGGCAUCAGUCCCUCACCAGCGGCAUGGAGCUCAAAGACAACAUCCUUGUCUCAGGCAACGCAGACUCCACUGUCAAGAUCUGGGACAUCAAGACGGGCCAGUGCCUGCAAACACUGCAAGGUCCCCACAAGCACCAGAGCGCCGUGACGUGCCUCCAGUUCAACAAGAACUUUGUCAUCACCAGCUCGGACGAUGGCACAGUUAAACUGUGGGACCUGAAGACGGGCGAGUUCAUCCGAAACCUGGUGACUCUGGAGAGCGGCGGCAGCGGCGGUGUGGUGUGGCGUAUCCGGGCCUCCAACACCAAGCUGGUGUGCGCGGUGGGCAGCCGCAACGGCACAGAGGAGACCAAGCUGCUGGUGCUGGACUUUGACGUGGACAUGAAGUGAGAAGGGACGCGGUGGGGAAGGACGAAGAGCGAACCGCGGAGAGGAAGGAAUAGAGAGGGAAUGGGAGAUGAGGCACCUGGAAAACCGAAGGGCCAAAGCCCAGAACUCUUCACCCAAAAUCUACAACCACCACCACUGACAGUGGGCUGUCCUGUCCUCUACCAUUAUCUUUCCUGUCCC